Messenger RNA from Pollicipes pollicipes, 2911 nucleotides. RefSeq names its product prolow-density lipoprotein receptor-related protein 1. Gene Ontology annotation, biological process: receptor-mediated endocytosis. The transcript has a single exon. NCBI's taxonomy places the organism in Eukaryota, Metazoa, Arthropoda, Thecostraca, Pollicipedomorpha, Pollicipedidae. Gene Ontology annotation, molecular function: hormone binding; protein binding. Gene Ontology annotation, cellular component: apical plasma membrane; signaling receptor complex; plasma membrane. The coding region runs from base 4 to 1902 and encodes 632 amino acids. The record is from RefSeq and is a predicted model, not a curated record.
GCCAUGCGGUGCAGCUCCCCGGCUCUGGUGGUGGCUCUGGCACUGGCGCUGGUCGCGCCGGCGACCUGCGCCGUCGCCGGCCUGACCAAAUCGAAGCUGUGCGCGUCAUCGCAUCACGCGUGCCCGCACAGCGGCCGGUGCAUCGCCAAGACGGCGCUGUGCGACGGCCACUCGGACUGCGAGGACGGCUCGGACGAGGCCGGCUGCGGCCUCACCGACUGCGUGGGCGACCUGUUCACCUGCCCGAGCGGCAAGUGCGUGCGCCCGCUCUGGCGCUGCGACGGCGACGACGACUGCGGCGACGGCUCCGACGAGGCCGACUGCGACGUCGGCACGUGCGCGCCGGGCCUGCACCGGUGCGGCGACGGCCGCUGUCUGCAGGGCUCGUGGCGCUGCGACGGCGACCGUGACUGUCGCGACGGCUCCGACGAGGCCGACUGCGACGUCGGCUGUCCGACUUCCGCCCUUGUCUGCCCCGACAAAACCUGCGUGCUGGAAACGGCCGUGUGCGACGGCACCAACGACUGUGCUGACGGCUCCGACGAGGCCAACUGCGAGACCAGCACGUGCAAGCCGGGCCAGUUCCGCUGCCGUGGCGGAACCUGCAUCCCUGAGCGAUGGCGCUGUGACGACGAUCCGGACUGCUCCGACGGCUCGGACGAGACCGGCUGUGAAGCGCAGCAGUGCGACGCCGGCCAGUUCCGCUGCGCCAACAACGGCAACUGGAGCUGCAUUCCCACCAGGUGGACGUGCGACGGCGAGGCCGACUGCGCUGACCGGUCAGACGAGGCCAACUGCCCGCGGAAGGCGUGCAACCACGACCAGUUCGACUGCGGUGACGAGUGCAUCAUCAUCGUGGGCCGGUGCGACGGCGCCAGGGACUGCACCGACGGCAGGGACGAGCGCAACUGCUCGCAGAGCGAGUGUCGUUUGCUGCGCUGCGCAGACGGCUCCUGCUUCUCCUUCUCACAUCGCUGCGACGGGGAUGCCAACUGCGCCGACGGCAGCGACGAGGUCGACUGCGGCCGCUGCGAGAAGGGCCACUAUCAGUGCGGCGACGGCUGCGUGCCGGCGGCGGAGACGUGCGCCGCCGGACUCGAGUGCAGCCAGGACCAGUUCGCCUGCGCCGGCGGUCGCUGCGUGAGCUACAGCCGUGUCUGCGACGGCGAGGACGACUGUGGCGACGGCUCGGACGAGGCCGGCUGCGGCAGCGGCAACUGCACGUCCGCCCGCUACUUCCCGUGCGGCAGCGGCUCCCGGUGCGUGCCGCGUCGUUGGCGCUGCGACGGCGAAGACGACUGUGGCGACGGCUCGGACGAGGCCGGCUGCCGCGCCGCGUCCACCUGCCCGCCGGAUAAGUUUGCCUGCGGGGACCGGCCGCAGUGCGUCGAGCGCCUGUGGGUCUGCGACGGCGAGCGGGACUGCACCGACGGCGCCGACGAGGUCGACUGCGGCAGUCCGGAGACGUGCGGCGCGCACUUCAGCUGCGACGGCGGCCGCUGCGUGCGCGCCGCCUGGGUCUGCGACAACGUCACCGACUGCCACGACGGCAGCGACGAGGCCGACUGCGGCCUGCCCGGCUCCUGCGGCGACGGCCAGGUGCUCUGCGCCGACGGCCGCUGCCUCGUCGCCGCCGCCCGCUGCAACGGCAUCGACGACUGCGGCGACGGCGCCGACGAGGCGGGCUGCGCCGAGAUGCGCCCGCCCGGACUGAAGCCUGGUGGCGGUCUGCCGGCCGACCAGGUCCGCCUAGCGCGCCAGUACUUGCAGCGGGCGUACGUGGCGCUACAGCGCAAGGACGCACCGACGGCCAUGCAGGCCAUCGUGAAGACCUUGCUGCUGCUGCCGGUGUUGGACGACCCGGCGGAGGCGAGCACCGUCGACCCGCUGCGAAUGCCCUAACCCGGAGCCGAACGCCGUCACCCUUGCGUGUCGAGCGGGGGUUCGAUGUUCAAACCUGUCCCAGAGCUGUUACGACUAACUGGCUGGAGAUCUUCCGCAUGGGAGUGGAAGAGCGCAUGCUCCUUAUUAGCAUCAGGGGCAGAAAUGUGGUGGUGCGAGAUCAAACAAGGCUGUCGGUUCGCCAAGGUUUUCGGUUGUCGGAUCCACGCAUGGGAGGGACGCGCUCGAUGUUGUCCGCGCCCCAUGUGUCAGUGCCGUGACGUGACCGGGCCUGGGCAGGAUGCAGCGGAUGGGAUCCACGUAUGGGAGGGACGCGCUCGGUGUUGUCCGCGCCCCAUGUGUCGGUGCCGUGACGUGACCGGGCCUGGGCAGGAUGCAGCAGAUGGCUACACUAUCGAACGCUCUGUUCAUGCGUCAGGAGACGAUAGUCAGCAUGGCAUCGCCAGUCGCCUCAUUGAUAAUGUGGUGUGACUCCUCACGGAUGGCGGCCUCACCAUGCUGGUAUGCUGCCAUGUACAUUACUACCACAUAAUUUUACCACAAGCAGACAAAUGUUAGGGCAUUUUUUCUGUUAUUAGUGGGCAGACGAUAAACACUAACAACUCACGAGCUGUUUUACAGGCAGAGGUGUCGAUUCGUAUUCUGCUGAGGCGCUCCUAGCCCCUUGAUGUUGGUUUGGGCACCCAAUGUUGGUUGAGGUCAAUAUUUUGAGGCGGAUGUCACGAAAACGGAGUAAAACGUUAGGUAAAACAUUUAAACAUAUAUUUGGGGACAUUGGGUUGAAGGACUCCCGGGAUAUCCAGCCAAACAUUUACAGCAAUCGACUCCCUUGCUCACUAGUGUAGGUACAAACCACUGUAUAUGUGUUAGGCAAUGCAUUGUGCACAUGACUGCGGUUUAGACCUCUGCCUCCAGCUAUGUCUCACAACAAGUAAAGCUUGUCAUGGACGAAAGUUAUCCCGUUGCAUAAUUUUUGAGGCAGCUUAAUAAACUGUGUGCACACACUAUA